Molecule: messenger RNA, 474 nt
Organism: Caenorhabditis remanei
Lineage: Eukaryota; Metazoa; Nematoda; Chromadorea; Rhabditida; Rhabditidae
Exons: 2
Coding region: 1-474 (157 amino acids)
Source: RefSeq, a predicted model, not a curated record
AUGACCAUCUGCGAGGUCAGACUGCAAUUUCAAAACGCUGAGCAGCCAAUCGCCCUGAGGGAUAAAGACCUGAUUAAGAAGAUUCCGGUUAUCGCUGCAGCUAUUGAAGUUGAGAAUGUCAAUUGGGAGACCACCGAUACAAUCAUAGCGGAUCCAAUCGAUAUUCCAUUCUCGAGGGAAGCCGGAGAGUUCUUGCUCGACAAUAUCCGUAAAUACGAGAUGCCAGAUAAGGAAACUACAGUCAACGACUACCCAGAAGCUGACCAGUUGAGCCUACAGGAGCUCAAACCGAUCAUGGAGUUAGCCGUCUUCUUCAACUGCACCGUUUUCCGGCAUGCCAUCGGAUUCGUGGUGGUCAAGAAGCUGGAGAAGGAGAGCUUCGAGAACAUUACACGGUAUCUCGGGACGCCAAUGGUGGGACCGGGUCGCUAUUUGGAUGAAGCAGGCGGAUGGGUGAAUGUUUUGGAGCCAUAA